This is a messenger RNA of Frankliniella occidentalis (western flower thrips), 1518 nucleotides long. Its product is annotated as nucleoredoxin-like. The transcript has 4 exons. Lineage: Eukaryota; Metazoa; Arthropoda; Insecta; Thysanoptera; Thripidae. Bases 547 to 1221 code for a protein of 224 amino acids. The record is from RefSeq and is a predicted model, not a curated record.
GUACUAUAACGCGUGUAGCCGGUGUGGUACAGUACACUGUACAGUACACUGCACAGUACACAGUACCCGGACGGGGCGCGCGGCGCGCUGCAUAUUUAUCUCCGGGGCGAGCGGGUGCCUCGCCCCUCCCGCUCAGAGUGUACGGGCGCGGCCUUAUCACCAAGGGGGUAGUAGGGGCGCGGCAGCGGGGCCGAAGCGGAGGGUGUAAAAAAGAAAUAAAGGGAAAACGUUAUGAAAAGCGGGAGGUCCCUGUCCGCAGUGUGUGUGCACUUUAUGCUAGUGUGUAGUGGGGAGGGGGUGCGUGUGUGCCCACUGUCACCAGCCUGCCGCCACACCACGCCCCUCCGGACUUCAUAAACACGCGCGCUGGCGCGCUGGUGCACGCCGAGGCACCAGGAGUCAAGUUUUACUUUCAGGAUGAAAACAUGGAGGGGGAGGGGGGAGUUUAUUAAAAAAGGGAGAUAAAGACGUGGUUACUAGUUUUAAGUUGCUCCCCGUGGACCCGCUUGCAGGAGCGAGGAGUCCUUCGAGCAGUACGCCAGCAGCAUGCCCUGGCCUGCCGUGUCCUGGUCCGACGACGCUUCGCGCCAGGAGCUCGCCUCGCUGCUCGCCGUCCAGGGCAUCCCCACCCUGGUGCUGCUCGACGCCACAGACUGCACCGUCAUCACGGAUGACGCCAGGGCCAGGGUGAACGACGACCCGGACGGCAAGGACUUCCCCUGGCGCCCGGAGUCCGUGAGUCUGUUCACGGAGCGGCUGUCCUCGCGGCUGCACGACCACCCCGCCCUCAUCCUGUUCGUCGAGGGCGGGCCCGGCGAGGUGGAGUGGGCCAUGUCCAUCCUGAGGCAGGCGGCAGACGCGUACGGGGAGCGUCACCCCGUCUCUCAGUCGGCGUUGCGGGAGCCCCGACUGCAGUUCUACGUAGCACAAGACGGCGAUGCCGCGGAUGGGCUCCGCGAGCAGCUGGUGCUGGAGGACGCGGUGCCGCUGCUGGUGGCCGUCGACGUGUGGCGCGGCGCCGUGUCCGUCCUGGAGGACGAGGCGGACGAGGACGAGGUGGACGAGGACCGCGACGGAGCCAUCAACGCCGCCAGCGCAGUGGCCUUCAUGGACGCGUUCCUCGCCGGCGACCUUCCCUCCGCCCCCAUCGGCGUGUACCUGCCGCCGCCCCCAAGGCCGCACCAGGCCCUGCUGCAGGACGCGCUGGCCGUCGAGGCGUGACCACAACGUGACCACAACCGCCCCGGUGUGACACAUGUGCCAUAUUGUUUUAAUCAUAUAGACUCGUAGCGUAAAGAGCUGCUUUGUAAUUAUAAUGUGAAGCUUACAAAAUGCCGCUUUGACAUGACGAUUUUAAUAAAACGGCCAUUGUAAAUUAGGAGAUAAACCAUUCCACGUUAUAUCAGCAUUAUUGGCCUUUAUGGUUCAGAUUUUGUUCCGUUUAGGUGUAAUCUGGCUAAGUGAACAUAGUUGUAUUAGAUCUUUAACUAGAUCUAAAGAAUAAAUGCAAAUUCCCAA